AUGCAUCUCGUAUUCGACUUUGACGGAACAAUCACUCAGCAAGACUCGAUCGGGGAGCUUGCCCGCUCAGCCAUCGAGAUACAACGGAAUAGGAAAGGCCAUGAUCUCCAGGCUUCAUGGGACCGAGUGGUUCAGGCCUAUGUUGCCGAUUACAGACACUACAAGGAGAAUCACCCAUCGCCAGAGGACACGCGGACAUGCGUGGACCAGGAAUUUGACUUUCUUUCGGGAAUGAAAGACGUGGAGGAGGCAUCGCUGCAGCGUAUUGCCGAAUCCCAUAUCUUCGAAGGCUUGGAUGCUGAGACGCUGUCACAAGCGGGAGUCGAUGCUGUCAAAGCUGGGAGGAUUAAGAUCAGGGAUGGUUUCACGGAUAUAAUGAAAUUUGCGGUAGAUAGGGACUGGAGAGUGAGCGUUAUAUCGGUCAAUUGGUCCCGUUCCUUUCUUCGGGGUGCUCUAUUGCCACAUACGCUCGACAUCAUUGCCAAUGAACCAGCCCUGGACGGAACGAUCACCGGACCCGAGUUUUUCGACGGACGAAUGACAAAUGCAAGAGAGAAGAAAGAGGCUCUCAAGUAUCUUUUCAAAGCAAAAGAUGGAAAAGUGAUUUACUUUGGGGAUUCGACAACGGAUAUGGAGUGUUUGCUCGCAGGAGGCGUUGUGAUAUCAGAUGAAGAUGGAGAAUCUUCUUUGUUGAAGGCAUUGAAGAGAAUCAAAGUCCAUGUUCCACAUGUCAGUGAGAAGAGCGAAAGAGACAGUAAAGUGAAAUGGGCAAGAGACUUUCGGGAAGUGUUGGAUAGUGGACUGUUGAAUGAAUAG
Molecule: messenger RNA, 816 nt
Organism: Fusarium poae
Lineage: Eukaryota; Fungi; Ascomycota; Sordariomycetes; Hypocreales; Nectriaceae
Exons: 1
Coding region: 1-816 (271 amino acids)
Source: RefSeq, a predicted model, not a curated record